Pseudocercospora fijiensis CIRAD86 is the source of this 755-nucleotide messenger RNA. RefSeq lists its product as uncharacterized. The transcript has a single exon. The coding region runs from base 458 to 655 and encodes 65 amino acids. NCBI's taxonomy places the organism in Eukaryota, Fungi, Ascomycota, Dothideomycetes, Mycosphaerellales, Mycosphaerellaceae. The record is from RefSeq and is a predicted model, not a curated record.
GAUUCAUACACGCAUACUCCGCACAGAAGUUGCUUCUUUUCUCAUUUGAUCUGACCUGGGAAGGGUCACUACCUAUACAAGAUACAUGCAUGCAUGUCUGGGCCUGUUCUUUCUUCCAUCGCCUGCCCUGCACCUGAACCUCCAAGGAUACGAUACUGCACUGCCUAGUACAAGCAUCCAACCAACCAAGCAGCGUAGUCGGAGGAGCCUGGAGAGGCAAGGCCAAGCAUUUCUUGCUGCUGGAGCGUGUGAAGGCAGGUAGGCGUUGUGGGCUGUAGAGGAGACCAGGCAGGUCAAAAUUGUGUUGAAGAACGCAGGGGGUUGCUCGAUGACGAUGAUAGAUCGUUUGUUGGGCGUCCAUCAAGCGAGUGAGUGAGUGACUGGCGGCGAUGGCGAUGGCAGAGAGUCGACGGAGUCGUGUUGUUCUCGCCAAGGAAGGGAGCGAGCGUGGAGAAGUAUGUACUGUCGAGUUAUCAAUGUGUAUGUGAGAGAGAGAGCGUUCUUGGCGGUGAUACACGUAGCCAGCCAGAUUUGUCGAUUGUCGAGCGGGUGGUUGGGGUCCUCGUCAAUUGCUUCAUCGCGAUUGCGCUGCUUGUUGUUAGUUCUACGAGGAGCUGCAAAUCCGUCGCUUUCUUGCCAUGUCUUUUUUGCAUAACCCGAUAUCACGAGCAGGAUGUGGGUGGUGCUGUGCCUGCUUUGCACUCACAGCAUCGCUCGUGAUGAGACUCCCUGAACGUACUCCUUUCCCCUUGCCG